AUGCCUUUAAAUGACCUGAAACCGACCCGCCACUUUUUCUACUAUCAAAAUCAAUUGCAGCAGCCCCCAAUCCCGCAAUCAUCCCAACCCACUGGCCCCAACCAACCAGCAUCGCAGCACAUGGCAAAACGCUAA
Rodentolepis nana is the source of this 135-nucleotide messenger RNA. Lineage: Eukaryota; Metazoa; Platyhelminthes; Cestoda; Cyclophyllidea; Hymenolepididae. The record is from the annotation of a GenBank genome assembly.